UUGAAACCAAGUGAAAGAUGUGUUACGAGUUGAAGCCUCAGGGGAGUAUGCGAUUCUUCCUGUUUCUUCAAGUCUAUUUAUGUUUUAAUGUAAGGAAAUUUAAUAGAGAUAGUGGCUGAUGAGCCUUAUAAUCUAACUUUCUAGUGCGUACAAAUUUGAAGCAUCCUUGAAUAUUUCUUUCUUGAUGAAGGAUAUAGCAAGUGGGAAAUCUAUGCUCUUUGCUCCAAGGUUACCGGCUAACUAUGCUGUUUGGAUGGGAGAAAUAAAAUCAAUUCCUCAUUUUCAGGAAAAGUACAAGGUUACCCAUGUCUUCUAUACUGAUGAGAUUAAGGAAGUUUUGUUUGAUCAGUACCAAGCGACGGGAAGACCAUUACUAUUUCUCUUGCAUGGGCUUAAUACUGAUUGCAACAAGUAUUCUAAACCAGCAGAAUUUCAGGGUAUUGAGAAGUUCCAGAAAGAUUUAAACACAUUGCACCCCAUCCUAACUGAAUGUCGUGUUAUAAAGUCUGACUUAGAGCUUGCUCUUAUUCAAUAUGCCAAUGACAUAAGCUCCGAAGCUCAUGUCGAGGUUAUGAGGAAAACAAAGGUAGGGAUGAAAGAAUAUCACUUAGAAAGCAUGUUUCUUCACCACACUUACAUGUAUGGCGGCUGAAGGCAUUGUUCAUACACAUGUAUAUGUGCUACUGGCGAUACUAGUGCAGUACUCCAUUAUGGUCAUGCAGCAGCUCUAAAUGACAAGACACUGCAAGAGGGAGAUAUGGCACUUCUAGAUAUGGGAGCGGAAUACCACUUUUAUGGGUCUGACAUAACUUGUUCCUUUCCAGUAAAUGGGAAAUUUACUCGUGACCAGUCACUUAUAUAUAUUGCUGUCCUUGAUGCUCAUGAUGCUGUCAUUUCUGCCAUGAGGCCUGGAGUGAGCUGGGUCAAUAUGCAUAAGUACGACUUUGCUGUCCAAUUUUUGAGUUUGGAAUAAGUUAAUGAGAUCUUUUUUUUUUCUGACUAGGCAAAUCAAUAGGUGAAAUCACUAGAAGACUUAUGGCAGAACGUGGAUCACUUAGUAAACAGACGUAAAUGAUGAUAUGCUCUGCCUAAUGUCAGUUGAUUCUAUAUUUUGUUUAGGUCAUAUAAGUAAUGAAUUAUAGCUUGUUCCCUCUUAUUACAAAUUGAAUGACAUUUCUUUUUUAGGAUGUCAAGACGAUAUUCACUUUUCGAAAGUGGAAUAUCUCAUUACUUUUUACAUGCAAUCAGAAGAUCAUUUACCCCACCUUCCAAUAGCUCCAUAAACAAAUAAACUAUCAACAAAAAAUGAAAAGUCCAGAUAAACGAGAAGAGCAACUACAAUCACACAUUUGGAGUCACUUGUGAAGUUCUCUAGAGUUAACAUUCUGACUUGAUAAAUUGUUUUGUCAACGUUUUAAUAAUCUUUUAGAGUCAUGUAAAAUUCGCUAGACAUCAAAAUUACAACAGAGGGUGUAAUAAUCUACAUCCCUAACCAUAAA
This is a messenger RNA of Capsicum annuum, 1499 nucleotides long. RefSeq names its product xaa-Pro dipeptidase. NCBI's taxonomy places the organism in Eukaryota, Viridiplantae, Streptophyta, Magnoliopsida, Solanales, Solanaceae. The record is from RefSeq and is a predicted model, not a curated record. The transcript is spliced from 8 exons. Gene Ontology annotation, molecular function: metalloaminopeptidase activity; manganese ion binding.